This is a messenger RNA of Dichomitus squalens LYAD-421 SS1, 688 nucleotides long. RefSeq lists its product as uncharacterized. The transcript is spliced from 5 exons. The coding region runs from base 35 to 631 and encodes 198 amino acids. The record is from RefSeq and is a predicted model, not a curated record. NCBI's taxonomy places the organism in Eukaryota, Fungi, Basidiomycota, Agaricomycetes, Polyporales, Polyporaceae.
CAUCCAACUCUCUUGUACACCCAUCCCGAUUACCAUGGACAAAGCUAUUGGCAUUGCUGAACGCGUGACUCAGGAUGCGGCCAACAUCGCAACGGCAUCCGGCGUCCCAGGCGUGGGUGUCGUUCGCUCGAUCACCAACAUCCAAGUUAUUCCGACCCUCAGGCGUGUUGACGACGCAGUGAACAAGAGCCGAGCCGAGCUUCGGCGAGACGUUCUGCCCGUUCAGCGAAAGACCAAGCUUCAAUUAGGCGUCGACGAUAUCGCAAACACUAGCAUAGGAAUGAUGGAGUCCUACAACAAAGGCGGGUUCUUUGCGCAUGUCAAGCUCAUUCCUCGGGCGUCCGCCCUGGAAGGUCGGGCGACGGAUCUAUAUCAUGAAAUCAAGCGUUCGUCGGACAUCCACGCGGCCCAUCUCGAGGGUGCCUUUGUCGAUCCUGCGUUGGAAACCCGAUCGUUGAUGGAAGGUUGGGUCGGAGUGCAUGUCGCCGAUAACGAACAGUACCCGCCAGCGCCUCAGCCUCAGCCUGCACCCGUCGCCCCUGAAGAGCAAGCAUUCCCUCCCACAAGGACACCGGAGGCCAUAUCGUUGCGUGUGCUCUCCACUGCAGACCACACCGUUACUCAUGCAUGACGACCUUCUCCCAUCGGCGCUCAGCGGAUAUCUUGCGACGUAGUCUAGACAGAUGCC